Messenger RNA from Ogataea philodendri, 2106 nucleotides. RefSeq lists its product as uncharacterized. Lineage: Eukaryota; Fungi; Ascomycota; Pichiomycetes; Pichiales; Pichiaceae. Gene Ontology annotation, cellular component: vacuolar transporter chaperone complex; fungal-type vacuole membrane. Bases 1 to 2106 code for a protein of 701 amino acids. The record is from RefSeq and is a predicted model, not a curated record. The transcript has a single exon. Gene Ontology annotation, biological process: microautophagy; vacuolar transport; vacuole fusion, non-autophagic.
AUGAAGUUCGGAGAGACUUUGAAGUUCUCACUUAUCAAGGAGUAUGCUUACUAUUACAUUCAGUAUGACGACUUGAAAUAUGCGAUCAGCAAAGGCUUGAGCAAAAACGGCAACAAGUGGAACAAUUCACUGGAGGAGGACUUCCUCAACAAGAUGGAGAGUGAGCUCGACAAGGUCUACAACUUUGUGAUUCUCAAGCACAAGGAGGUUCUACGAAGAAUGAAGGAGAUGGAGACGCUGGUCAACAACACCGUGAAGAACUCGAAAAAUGCCACCGAGGAAGAGGCCGAGUUCUACGAGCAGGAUUUCCAGGACUUGGAAGAAGAGCUUAGUGAUAUCAUUGCCGAUGUGCACGAUCUCAACAAGUUCACCAGACUCAAUUACAUUGGGUUUCAGAAGAUUUUGAAGAAGCACGAUAAACUCACCAAGUUCAUCCUCAAGCCGAUUUUCCAAGCCAGACUCAACGCAAAAGCAUUCUACAAGGACAACUACGACUCGCUGAUUGUGAAUUUGUCCAAGCUGUACGAUCUCGUCAGGACCAGAGGUAACCCGGUCAAGGGAGAUUCUUCUGCCGGUGGGUCGAUGCAGAACUUUGUCAGACAAACAACCAAGUACUGGGUGCAUCCAGAUAAUAUUACCGAGCUGAAAUUGAUCAUUCUGAAGCAUCUUCCGGUGCUUGUUUUCAACUCGAACAAGGAGUUUGAAGCCGAGGACUCCGCAAUCACCUCCAUCUACUAUGACAAUCCAGACAUGGACCUCUAUUACGGCAGACUGCUAAAGACCGAGGGGGCUGAAGCAAUUAGAAUCAGAUGGUACGGAGGUAUGGGCGCAGAGACCGUUUUCGUGGAGAGAAAGACCCACAGAGAGGACUGGACUGGCGAGAAGAGUGUCAAAGCGAGAUUCCCGCUCAAGGAGAAGAACGUGAACGAUUUCAUGAAGGGAGAGUACACUGUUGCACAGGCUUUUGAAAAGAUGCGCAAAGACGGUAAGAAGAGCGUGCAAGAGAUUGAAAACCUCGAGAGAUUGGCCCAGGAGGUUCAAUACAGAGUCAUCAAGGACAAGUUCAGACCUGUGAUGAGAUCGUUCUACAACAGAACAGCUUUCCAGCUUCCCGGGGAUGCCAGAGUGAGAAUUUCUCUCGAUACGGAGCUCACGAUGGUGCGCGAGGACAAUUUCGACGGUAUCGACAGAACUCAUGGCAACUGGAGAAGAAUGGACAUUGGUGUGAACUAUCCGUUCCCAAGUCUGCCACCCAAGGAUGUGGAACGGUUCCCAUAUGCUGUUUUGGAGGUCAAGUUGCAGACCCAGCUCGGACAGGAGCCUCCGCAGUGGGUGAAGGAAAUGGUUUCAUCGCAUCUUGUGGAAGCUGUUCCUAAGUUUUCCAAGUUUAUUCAUGGAUGUGCCACCCUGCUGCCGGAAAGAGUCGACCUUAUUCCGUUCUGGCUACCUCAGAUGGAUGUUGACAUCAAGAAACCAAAAAAGAACGAGAACUACGGUAUUGUGAGACAGAGACAGCUUGACUCCGGAACUGGAGAGUUUGAUGAGGAAGAGCUGAUCGGCUCGAGCCUAACCUCUGGCUCCACCGGUGUGAACUACGGCGCGGUUUCGUUCAACGAGAACGACAACAGAAUCGAAGAGCUUUCUGAGCCAGAAGACACAACUCUGUACGGAAAGGUUGUUUCGUGGUACAAGAACUUCACCAAGCCAGACAACUCGUUCAACAAAGUUCCUGAAGGAACCGUUUUCGACACCAAGUUCACUGCUCCGCCAGGUAAGAAGAUAUCUGUUGUCGUGAGAGUGGAGCCAAAGGUGUACUUCGCCACUGAAAGAACGUAUUUGUCGUGGCUGUCGAUUGCUCUGAUUUUUGGAGCCACUGCCCACACUCUUCUCAAUUACGGAGACUUUGUGUCCUUGGUGACCUCGACGGGAUUCUACCUUACCGCGAUUCUGACCAUUGUCUACUCCACCUACGUGUACAUUUUCCGCGUGAUCAACAUCCGGAACAAACGUGCCGUGCGGUACGACGACCAACUCGGUCCGAAACUCAUUUGUGGGGCGCUCGCACUUUCGGUGGGGGUGAAUUUCCUCUUCAGGUUUCUGGAGUAG